Vigna angularis (adzuki bean) is the source of this 1038-nucleotide messenger RNA. RefSeq lists its product as uncharacterized. Lineage: Eukaryota; Viridiplantae; Streptophyta; Magnoliopsida; Fabales; Fabaceae. The transcript is spliced from 7 exons. The record is from RefSeq and is a predicted model, not a curated record. Bases 89 to 811 code for a protein of 240 amino acids.
GAACAACAAAAGAUCACAUUAAAGAAUGUGAAAAGUGUUUUUUUUUACUACGAAACGCAGGUUGUGAAGAGAAUCAGCAGAAGCAAAGAUGAGUGGCGGCAACAGGAGCGGACCCCCAAAGCAUCAGAACAAGUACGCAUGGAAACCCAACGCUGGACGCAAAAUCAACGAAACUGAAGUUGGAGGAAGGUUCAGACCCCUCUCUGAGAUCACAGGGGUGUGUCCCCGUUGCAAGGAACAAAUCGAGUGGAAACGUCGUUACGGAAAAUACAAGCCUCUUCUUCAACCCGCUAAAUGUCAGAGAUGUUCCAAGCGCAAUGUUCGACAAGCCUAUCAUAACUUGUGUUCUGGUUGUGCCAAGGAGCAUGGUAUAUGUGCAAAGUGCUGUUGCAGUAGGAAACAAAUAGUUGGAAGGGAUUUGUUAGAAGUUGAGGCUGAGCAAAAGAUGCUUGACGAGGCCAUUAAGAAUUCUCGGGAGAGAGAAAGGAGAACCCUAUUACGUGCUAUGAACAAAGGCAAAUCUAAGAAUUCGAAUAGUACCCCAUCAGAUACUAAAGGUAAUAAAGUUGGACAACUGUUUCCAAAUGCAUCACUUGAAGACUAUGCCAAACUGAAUAGUGUUAAGGUGGGGCAUGAUGAUGGCGAAAUUUGUGAAGAUGAUAGUGAGGGUGAAGUUUGUGAAGAUGAAGAUGAUAACAGUGACAAUGAAGAUUGUGAUGACGAUGGUAACACCGACAGUGAAGAUUGUGAUGAGGAUGACGACAAAAAUGUUGAAAGCAUAAUCGAUCACCCCAAUUCCAAAAAUGAAUGAUUCGGUGCACGAGUAUAUCAGUUUCCUGUAGAAAUUCAAAUUACAAUAUUUAUUUCUUUGCAGACUAUUUUCGGUGUAUCUGUUGCGCAUUAGGUGAGAAAUAUUGUGUUGAAUACAAAUUUUGGUGAGUUGUAUCUUUAUUCUGAUCGCCUUAUGGGCGGGUGCUUCCUCUUGUUUCAUUGUAUUUAAAUUUUGAAGUGGUCUUCAUUAUUGAUUUUUUGUCCUGA